AUGGUUCUAGAUUUUGAGAAACAUGUCGAGGAAUCGACACAGGCUACUCAACCAAAUGUUGCUGAAAACAUCAACCCUGGUGGCAGUCAGGUCAUUGUGAAUCUAGAUGAUGAUUCAUUUGGUACUGAAUUCUGGAAGUCGGCCUCGGAUAAAGUAGAUAUUGUUGAAGAAGCAGUAAAUGCUACCAAGGAACCAGUGUUGCACCUUGAAAAUCUUAAUGGAGAUGACUUCCAUCCUGAAGACCAAACAUGGAGCCAAGCACUCAUAUACAGUGAGGGUGAAGAUGAUGCAGACUGGAAGGAAUUUUUACACAAUUUUAGUAUGAAAAGCAACAGUUGUGAGGGUAGCGAGGAAGCAGAUGAAGAUGAUCAUUAUGACCAAUUGUUGGAGACAGAUGAUGAAGUUGAAGCUGUCAAGGAAGUUAAGGAACCACUGAUUGAUUUUGAGAUUGAAGAGGGUAAAAUAAAGGAAAUUGGUAACAGAUCAGAAGAUGGUUAUAGUCCUGAAAUGGUUGAUAGGCUAUUACCUAAUCAUGAAGUUAGAGUGGUUGAUAAUGGGCCUUACAUAAAUGUUAAUAAUGUGCCUGUAAGGAAUGUUGAUAACGGGCAACAGUGGUUUGAUGACAGUGAUUUUGAAGAUUUCCUUGCUGCUGCUGAUUUAGAGGAUCCUGAGUUAUUCCCUGAACCAGAACAUGAGAUACAAGUUAUAGCUGAUGACAGAAUUGAGGAGGGGAUGGAAUUUCCUGACAAGACCGCUUUUAAGAAACAUCUCAGAAAAUAUUGUGUAUCUACUAGGACAGUAUACAGGUUUACGAAGAGUGAUAAUAUUAGAGUCAAAGCUGUGUGCAAAGGCUUUGGAGAUCCCAUUCUAUGUCUGUGGUAUAUAUCUGCAAGGAGGAUCCCUGGUGAGGCGACUUGGAGCAUAAGAUAUUUCCACUUGCACCAUACUUGUAUUGGGGAUCCUUAUGGCAGGAAUUCAUGUGCAAAUCCUGAAUUUGUAGCUCAACAUGUGAUCAACAAGCUAAGGGAGUCGCAUGGCAAGACUGUACCCAAACCUUCUGAGAUUGCUGCCGAGUUUUGGACAAGCCACAACACCUUGAUCCCGUAUCACGUUGCAUGGAAGGCUAGAAACAAUGUGUUGGAGAGGAUAAACGGAAGCUUUGAUGAGAGUUUUAGACUCAUACCAAGUCUGUGUGAAAUGACCAAAAGGACUAAUCCCGGAUCAAUUGCUACUUUCACUUACGAAAGAGACAAUCGUUUUGAAUCUGUGACCAUAUUUUUUGAUGCCCCUAUGAGGGGUUUUAUAAAUGGUUGUAGAAAUGUAGUUGGGUUGGAUGGAUGUCACCUGAAGGGAAAGUAUGGUGGAUGCCUACUAUCUGCCACUGCUCUUGAUGGGCAUAAUAGAUUGGUUCCUUUAGGUAUCAUGGUAUGUAGAAACGAGUGUGCGGAGAACUGGUUCUUGUUCUUGAAUAAUCUCAAGACUAUAUUGGUUGAUCAUCCCGUUGAGCCAAUCAACUUCAUAUCUGAUAGACAGAAGGGUCUGAGAGACGCUGUCCAAAAGUUGUUCCCUACUUCACCACAUAGGUUCUGCUUCAGGCACAUGUAUGCAAACUUCAAAACGCACUACAAGGGAUCUAAACUGCACACACUUUUCUGGAAUGCUGCUAGAGCUUAUAAGCCUAAACACUUUCAGGCACACAUGGAUAGUAUGAUGUCAGAGAAUGUUAGUGCUUGUGAGUAUUUGAUGGGCGAGGAUCCUAAAAGCUGGUGCAGGGCCUUUUUUGACCACAAGAGCGCUUCUGGUGAUGGGGCUUUUUACAAGAGAAGAAAUGCUUGUGUUGGAUGGGAUUCUGGGGAUUUGGUUCCUACUGCCAAAAAAUUACUGAAGAAGAUGUUUAAGAUAAUAGGGGAAUAUAAGGUAGAAGGAGCGGUUACUGGCAAUUUUUAUGAAGUCACAAGCAUACAUAAUACAGUAUUCACUGUUGACCUUGAGAAACAUACUUGCAGCUGCAUGCAAUGGAAGCUGAGGGGUUUCCCCUGUCAACAUGCUGUCUGUGCUCUGCAGCAAAGGAGACCCAAUUGGGUUGAGUAUUGUGCCAGAUACUACUCGGUGGAUAACUACAGGACCACUUAUGCCCCUGAUAUGGUACCAUUGGAAGGGCCUGAGGACUGGGAUGAGCCAAGAACAACUAUUGUUCCUCCAUUGCUCAUUAUGAAACCAGGCAGGCCUAGGAAGAACAGAAGGAAGGCCUAUAAUGAGACCCUAUCCGAGAAGAAAGUCAGGUGCUGCAGCAAAUGCAAGAGUCCUGGUCACAACAACACAACUUGUUCUGGUGGUGCAAUUGGCUCUAAUCCAAAGAGAAAGAAGUCUACAUCUGAAGAAGGCGGACUGGCGUUUCAAUCCCAAUCAUCAUCACAAGCUGGAAGUGCUGGUGGUUCUAUGCUUGCAACGAAGAAGCCAAGAAACGCUACGACUCAGCAGUAG
This is a messenger RNA of Papaver somniferum (opium poppy), 2484 nucleotides long. RefSeq lists its product as uncharacterized. The record is from RefSeq and is a predicted model, not a curated record. The transcript has 9 exons. NCBI's taxonomy places the organism in Eukaryota, Viridiplantae, Streptophyta, Magnoliopsida, Ranunculales, Papaveraceae. Bases 1 to 2484 code for a protein of 827 amino acids. Gene Ontology annotation, molecular function: zinc ion binding.